Molecule: messenger RNA, 2634 nt
Organism: Egretta garzetta (little egret)
Lineage: Eukaryota; Metazoa; Chordata; Aves; Pelecaniformes; Ardeidae
Gene: CHTOP
Product: chromatin target of PRMT1
Exons: 3
Coding region: 38-313 (91 amino acids)
Source: RefSeq, a predicted model, not a curated record
CUGGUUCUCGUGUUUUGCAGAUUCUCUUGAUCUGAAGAUGGCUGCACAGUCAGCACCGAAGGUUGUGCUAAAGAGCACCACCAAGAUGUCUCUGAAUGAGCGCUUUACUAACAUGCUGAAGAACAAACAGCCGAUGCCAGUGAAUAUUCGGGCUACCAUGCAGCAGCAGCAGCAGCUAGCCAGUGCCAGAAACAGAAGACUGGCCCAGCAGAUGGAGAAUAGACCUUCUGUCCAGGCUGCUUUGAAGCUUAAACAGAGAAAUGUUCUCAUUCUGAGUUUCUGGAUCUGCCGAGUGCUUCAUCUCGCAAUCUAGCUGCAGUUAACAGUUGCUGCAGGUUGUUUCCAGUACUUGCUAUCCAGUUGAGGCUGGUUGCUCCCAUCCCCAACUCCACCCUCUCUUGCUGCGCUCCCUUGAUAGCAGCUGGCUGCGAGGAACAGAUGAACAAACGGAUUUUUUGAUGGCUUGCAAAUGCUAGAAUGCAGGCCUGGAUUUAAGGCAUAGUGUUGCAUUCUCUUUAUAUAAAAAGAGUCUUUAUUGUUCCACAUCAGUAAUGAGUACUGCAGAUUACGGUGCGUUCCUCAAAUUGCCUUCUGUCGGUAGAGCAGGAGACCUAAGCAGAUGUGCUAGAUUUUGAUUUCUCUGCCGCAGUCAAUGUGCUUCUCCAUAACCCUGGGCUUAAGGAGAAGGGGCAGGGGACAAAAUCUUGCUACUGCAGGAGCCUCAGUAACGUACGGAAGGGAGCUGUUUGUCUCGGGCCUGCUCGUUCUCAGACUGUAGGGGUUUUUGCAAGUUUUAAAGCCUAUGUUAAAAUGGGAAGGCUGGUUAGGAUUAGCUUAAAACAUACGUGUAGGGCACAAAUUGAAAUCUGUUGGGUAGUGCUGUGCAGUGAGUUCAAAUAGUGGCACUGUGUGACUUGACUGCUGCAGUGGUUAAAUAUAAUUCUGUGCCUUAUCUCGCACACGAGGAGAAAACCCUGGAAAUCUCUUAGCUGAGCUGCUUCACCAAAUAGCUGGAAUACUUAAACCUGCCACACAUGCUCCCAUCCAGAGCUCGCUCUGAUAAAGAGGAGUGCAGCUGCUUUUUAAGAUCUCUUGAGGCUUCUGUUGUAAAACCAGACUGUGGUGCCAGUUAGCCUUGUGGAGCUGGUAAACAAAAGCUCUGGAAAUGGUAUCCUAAAUUAUUUUCUGCUUGUAUAAAAAGUUUGAGAAGUUAAGAAUCUCACGAGUGGUAAGUGAAGCUGGAUUGAACGCGGGGAGUUUCCGCUUGCUGAAUUGAGGUGCCACAGCGGAACAAGGAAGAAUGAGUCGUUUGGCUUAGAUCUUAAACCCAUUUGGGUUUUAUCUUGGCCAUAGGCGUCCUUUCACAAAGUAAAAGUGGAAUUCAGUGCUGCAAGAGAGGGCCGCAGAAGGGCAUUGCAGAGAAAUUUGGAAAUCUGGUGGCUCUUUGAAGAUUGCAAGUUGCUCUGGAAGUUGAUGUGAUUGGAUUUUCACAAGUGCUGUACUUGGUAUCACCAGGAGCUGUUCUCAUCCUUCUGGAUGUACUGUGCCCAGAAGUGAACAAGUGUUUACGUAGACCUGCUGUGGGUUUUUUUUAGUGUAAAAAUAUUUAUACUGGCUGGUUCUAGACGUGCAUUUACUCAGUAGCUGGAGCAGACCAAGGUGCUACUGCUCUGAGGUAGAGCAGAAGGGUGAGCGCUCUUAGGCUGUUUCAGUGCAAAGUCCUGCAGCUUAUCUUAAACUCUCAUGGUAAGUGCCAUAAACGAGUAAUUGGAUGUGGAACACAAACAUGCUUUCUCAUUCCUUUCUGCCGGAGAGGCUGGGCGGAAGGGAGAGGCUGACAUUUUAGGUUGCUAGGGCUGUGAAGAAAAUUGACUCUAUCCCAGCCAAAACCAGGACAGGCUGUUGGAGAAAUGUAAACUCUGAGGCAGUAAAACUUAAAAUCUUACUACAGCUACAGAAGAGACUGGUUUUAGAGGAACCAAUUCAGCCAUCCGCAGGCUUGGGCCUGCUAGACAAGCAAUAACUUUAAGUAACUCUUGAAACCUGUAGUAAAAUACAGCCUUAACGGCUGCUCCCGUCACCUUACCUUAGGGCCAAGAGCUCUUGUUCGUGAGACAAGGGUGAAGAUUCCCCACUCUUGCUUCUUGGCUCCUUGUUGCUCUUGUUCUGGUGAGGGUAAAUUUUCUUCGGUGUCGUUUUUGUAGCAUAGAUGGAAAAGUUUACGCUUUCCCCACCUCUUGCCUUAGUCUGUGUGGAAUCCUAGCCAGGGUGGGGCAGUAGGCCACCAGCAGCGAUGUCGGCGUGCUCUGCGGAGGUGGGUUAGGCUUCUGCCCCAGUUGCUCUCAGUCUCAGGGAUUUACUUGCUCUGUCACCUCCCAGCAGAAAGGCUUAGCGGGCUGCCUUGUGGAUUCAGUGUCUGCUUUGAUUUGAACCCAGCAGCACUGCUAAAAAAACACUUCUUUCCAAAUCCGCAAGCUUUCUUGUCUGUACAAACACUUGUUUCCAGCAAAGGUCUCAGUUCUCUGCUUGACCUUCACAAAUUAUCCCUCCCAGAGCAGAUUUGAUUGUCUUCCUUUGAAGGUUGAUUAUAUAUUGCAGAGAGCUGGUGACCCUCAUUUUUAUUUAAAAAAAAAA